Molecule: messenger RNA, 1478 nt
Organism: Zerene cesonia (dogface butterfly)
Lineage: Eukaryota; Metazoa; Arthropoda; Insecta; Lepidoptera; Pieridae
Gene: tun
Product: protein N-terminal glutamine amidohydrolase
Exons: 5
Coding region: 71-718 (215 amino acids)
Cellular component (GO): nucleus; cytosol
Molecular function (GO): protein-N-terminal asparagine amidohydrolase activity; protein-N-terminal glutamine amidohydrolase activity
Source: RefSeq, a predicted model, not a curated record
AAUCUAUGGUUGCAGUGCAAAUCACAGCCACAGCAAAAAAAGCAACAAGAAACAUUACAAAACUGUCAAAAUGUCGGUCAACCAAAUGCAUCUCGCUAAUCUUGAUACGAAAAAAAAUGGUAAAAAUUUAAAACCCUUAUUUCCUAAACAAGCGGAGUGCUCUUAUGUGUCCUGCUAUUGUGAAGAAAAUGUUUGGAAGCUUUGUCAAGAUGUGUCAGUAAGAGUUCCUGAAGAAUUGGAUAGAUGCUUUGUUGUUUUUAUUUCCAACCCCUGUCGCACCGUGCCUUUGUGGAAACAAAGGGCUGGGCGCGAAGAGGAUCGUCUCGUCAUAUGGGAUUACCAUGUUAUAUUCUUGUAUUCCAUUGAUUCAAAAACAUGCCUAGUGUAUGAUUUAGAUUCAGAGCUUCCAUUCCCAACAUUCUUCCACAAAUAUGUCACAGAAACUUUUCGUACUGACCAAGUUCUGAAGUCUGAUUUUCACAGGUUCUUCAGAGUGGUGGGAGCAAAAAGCUUUUUGCAACAUUUUUCUUCAGACAGACGUCACAUGAAGCGACCAGAUGGAUCUUGGAUUAAACCUCCACCACCAUAUCCUGCGAUAUGCACCUCAGCAUCCACUCACAAUCUAGAUGAAUACAUUAACAUGGAUGCAGACACUGGCCCAGGACAGGUUUUUAAUCUAACAGAUUUUGUACAACGCUUCUACAAGAUAGAUAAGUAAAAGUCCAGAAUAACAUGUUAGAUAGAUAAAUAUUAUUUAUAAAAAUUUAUAUGAACAAAUAUUUUGUUGCUUGUUUUGUUGAUUAUGUUUUAAUAAUCCUUGAUAUUCAUAUUAAUGUUUUACAUAUUUAUGUUGAGAUUGUCAAAAGUAUUAAUUAGUGGAUGUUUGAAAUAACUUGAGUACACAUUAGUACUCAAUGAUAACAUAUUUACAUAUUAAAGUUUUUUUUUUAAAAAAAAAAAAAGAUAUUUGGCAUUUAAAAAAUCAAACAGUUAAUGUUGUUUUCAGUAUGUUAUAUGAUUAAUAUAUAGAGCUAUAUUUUGUAUAUUAAUCACUGAAAAAUCUAUGGACUUAGAUAGAUAUAUAAUACAGACAUUAACAUACAGAUGUAUGUUUGCAUUAAAUUUAUUUUUAAUGCUUUAACAAUGAUUAUCAAAUACAAAAAUAUGGCUAUUGUUUUAUUUAUUCUAACUCAAAAAAUUCAAUUCAAUUGAACUAUAAAUUUGGAAUAAAAAUGUUGUAUUUAGUUAUUUAUUAUAAUGUGUCAUUUUUCACAAAUAAUAGCACCAAUAGUAAAAUAUUUUAAUAUUCACACCUUCCAAUAUGUGAUUUUAUGCACCAACACUCAUUGUUACAAUAUGUAUAAGGCCAAUAAAAUUGUUAUGUAGCAGCCUUAUUAUAACUUUUCUAUGUUAGCAUUAUUUAAAUAUCUUCCAAAAGUAAAAAAAAAUUAUAAUGUAUUAAAUUGUUAUUGCAUUUU